GAGCUGGGAGGGCGCUUGGACGGAACCGUUCAGGUGGCUAGGAGCUCUGCCAGCUUUGGUCACCUUGGGUAAGUCUGUACCUCAGUUCGCCUCCGGGUCAUCCCCAGUGGGGAUGCAGGAAAGGGUUGAAAGAGGCGACUAGAAUGCCCCCUUGGGGCAGGGUGUGUGCGAGGGUCCCUGGCAGAGCCAGACCGGGACCGGGGACUGCUAGGAGGCAGAAGCCAGCAGUGCCUCUGGUGGGUGGGCGCAGGGCAUGUGUGCACUGCAAGCUGGGGAGAGGGGACCGCGCACCCUGGCUUGUUGCUCGGCUCAGUCCUCCAGACCCACGUCUGCCAGACCAGUCCCAGGUGCGAAAUAGGGGCGCUACCUCUUUAAAAGCGUCCGGGCUGAGCCUCUGCCGCACCCUGUGAUUGCCUGAAAGGCCCGGCUAGGAGCUCUGCGGCGGGAGCCUGGAGGACCGUGAGCUGCUACGCGCGGUGCUGAGAGCCCAGCCCUGCCUGGCGCGGCCUCGAGCCCUGAGUGGCACCAGGUGUCCGGAACUUUGGGCACAGCCUCUGGGACUCCCUGGCCACCAGCAGACAGGAUGGUGAGCUCCCUGCAUCCUGUUCUGUGGGCAUGGGUAGGCAGAGCCAGGCACUGGGGACCCGUGUGGGGUGAGUGUGUGCUGGGAACUGCCUCACACCUGACAAAAUAGCCGGUGGAGGAGUGAGUGCCGCUCUUUUAUGUUGUCGAAUGGAUCCGCUGGGACUGAUAAGGGGAGGGGACAAAGAUCUGGCAGAGAAAGGGUUAGGGUACCCCACCAGCUUGGGCAGGCACUAGAUGUGCCAAGUGGGGCACAUCUCCAAAGGGCAGCUGGACUUCCAGAGCCGCCUGGGUUCCCCUCCCCUUCCCAGGCAGGCCUUCCCACCCCAGGCUUCCGUGACCACAGGUGCUUGCCUCCUGCCCCUUGGUGCCUGUCUGCUGAUGUGCCCAGCCUGUGCCCACCAUGCCGCCCUCCAUCUCGGCCUUCCAGGCCGCAUAUAUUGGCAUCGAGGUGCUCAUCGCCCUGGUCUCCGUGCCUGGGAACGUGCUGGUGAUCUGGGCAGUGAAGGUGAACCAGGCACUGCGGGAUGCCACCUUCUGCUUCAUCGUGUCACUGGCAGUGGCUGAUGUGGCAGUGGGCGCUCUGGUCAUCCCACUUGCCAUCCUCAUCAACAUUGGGCCACAGACCUACUUCCACACCUGCCUCAUGGUCGCCUGCCCUGUCCUCAUCCUCACUCAGAGCUCCAUCUUGGCCCUGCUGGCAAUCGCUGUCGACCGCUACCUCCGUGUCAAGAUCCCGCUCAGGUACAAGACAGUGGUGACUCCCCGAAGGGCUGUGGUGGCCAUCGUUGGCUGCUGGAUUCUCUCCUUUGUGGUGGGCUUGACACCUAUGUUCGGCUGGAACAACCUGAGUGCGGUGGAGCGGGCCUGGGUGGCCAAUGGCAGUGUAGGUGAGCCCGUGAUCAAGUGUCAGUUUGAGAAGGUGAUCAGCAUGGAGUACAUGGUCUACUUCAACUUCUUUGUCUGGGUGCUGCCCCCACUGCUGCUCAUGGUCUUCAUCUACCUGGAGGUCUUCUACCUGAUCCGCAAGCAGCUCAACAGGAAGGUGUCGGCAUCCUCUGGCGACCCGCAGAAGUACUAUGGGAAGGAGCUGAAGAUCGCCAAGUCGCUGGCCCUCAUCCUCUUCCUCUUUGCUCUCAGCUGGCUGCCCCUACACAUCCUUAACUGCAUCACCCUCUUCUGCCCUUCCUGCCAUAAGCCGAGGCUCCUCAUGUACAUCGCCAUCUUCCUCACACAUGGUAACUCGGCCAUGAAUCCCAUCGUCUAUGCCUUCCGCAUCCAGAAGUUUCGGGUUACCUUCCUUAAGAUUUGGAACGACCACUUCCGCUGCCAACCUGCACCCCCCAUCGAUGAGGAUCCUCCAGAAGAGAGGCCCGAUGACUAGACUCCACCUCCUGCCCCCAGCUGCGCACAUCUGGGGCAUCUCAGCCCAGUACUCACCUCCCUGCUGUCCCGCUCGUCUCCCUUGUCUCCCUGACUCUUCCCUACUGGCCUUUGGGCUGUGAGUGCCCUGCACCGCGAGGUCCUGGAGGAGUUUUGGGAGGGCAAUCCAUGGGGAAAGAACGAGGUAACCUGAGGGGACGGGGAAAGUGGGGGCAGCACCCUAACCCUAACCCUAACCCUCCCCACCUGCCUGACCAACCCACAGGCAGCCCAGCGCAUCAGGCUGAGUGGGGCUUGGGGACACUGAGACUGCCAUGGGGCCAUGUGGGCCAGGAGGGCAAGCUCAGCUCCCGUGGCGGGAAGGGAGGGGAGUCUGCUUGUCUUAGGUGGUAGUGGUGCAGCCCUGGGACCAAGUUUAAGGAGAGGAGAAUAUCCCUGCCAAGAUGGCGGGAAGGGGAGAAACUAGAUGUCCUGACCUUGUUUUCUCUCCUGUUCUGUAGCAGAAGGUGGCCAGAGCCACUGACAGGCAGGAAGCAAGGAGCCUCAGUCCCCACCUCCCAGAACCCUGUGUUCCUGGCCAUGCUGCAUGCCAGGGUGCCUGCUCUCUUUGCCCUGGGGAUCCCAGGGUUAUACUUGGGAGAGGCCGAAAGAACGAGUCCAGAAAUAAUUUCCAGUAUUUGCUUUAUUCUCCACUAGCCCUUGGACCUGAGUGGGGGCUCCGAGCUCUCUGGAGCUAAUGUGGAAUGGUAGGUGUGGGCCUCAAACAGCCACUGGGAGACAGUGUUGAGCCCUCAUUCUUGCCUUGAGCCUCCCAAGUAGGAGACUUGGAGUGUAACUGCCUGUCCUCUGGGCCACCAGCUCUCGGUGAUGGGCAUGUGCCCUCUUAGGUGACACCCAUCUCUGUUGCUUCUGAGCCAGAUGGAGAGGAGAGCCCCAGACAUGCCAGCUCUUGGGAGCAUUCCGCCUGCCUGGGGAGUGGAUGAAGAAGGGAAAGUGGGCUGCUGUGGUCAUGCUGGGAUGAAGUGUGACAGGGUGGUCAGGCCAGAGGAGACUACCCUCCUGGGUGUAUGGGCAGGAAGGUCUUACCAGAAUUUAGGUACCCUCAGUACCCCUGACACUUAGCACAGUGUUCAUGGGCUUUGAGGCUCUGUUGCAGAGUCUAGGCCUUUAGCCUAAACCCUUGGGGAAGGGUCUACUCCUGGCCAAGCCCAAAGCUCCUUAUACAGAAGAAUGAGGGGCCAGAUUCUAAGUGUGAAUAGCAACUCCAGACAUGAUUCCAGGCCCUUCCCUCUCUCAGAGGUGGGAUAUCCCCUGGCUCCCAGGGCGGGCCACUUGACUAAUAAAAGACUGUGAACCCUCAUGGAGAACGUACCCCACCACCGUCUGAGGGCAACAAACAACCUCAACAGAGAAAAAGCAAUGGUGGGGGAUAGGGAGAGGUGAAGAGAGGGGGGACUUGGAGGCAUUUGGAGCAAGGAGGGUUCCAAAGAAGGGUGUGUCUCUUCCUAUAGUUAUCCUCUUAGGGUAGCAAACUCUGCAUGUGAAAUGAGAUCCUAAAAAAUCUCAUAUCUGGAAAAGCCCCAUGACACCGCGAGCCCCCUCCCACGGGCACCUUCCUCAUGGUGUCAGAGGUGGAGACCCCCUCAUGGUGACACAUUCAACACCCACCUCGUGGUGACGCAGUGCCGCCCCCAUCGUGAUGAUGCUCAUUGUCACAGAGGCCCCUGCACUGUAUCACCACACACCUUUAUUCAAGUGCUUCUCGCCCAGUGUACAGCUCCCUGCAGGAGCGCUCCAAUCUUUGCACUUUCCAGGGCCCCUUGUAUCCAGGAAGCCUGGCCUGGGGCCUGCUAGGCAGGUACCAAGGAGCAAAGCCAUCAGUCAUCACUGUGGAGAUGGGAACCUCUGGCCUCCGUGGAGCUUGAUUCUGGGCCUGGCUGCCCUGAACCCUCAGGCCUGCAGCACCUAGCAGAGAACAUGUUUUAUGAGCCCCUGCUGUUAGGCAGAGCUGGGCUAUACGUGCCCUGCUGAAGGGUUGAUAUGGGGAGGGCGAAGCAGUACCCCUCUUCCUUUCCCAGGCCUCCUUCCCCUUAGGCCCUUGGGCCCAAAGCCCAGGUCUCAGCUCUGCCCACUGCAGCUCCAGGAUACAUCCUUACUAGUCCAGGGCCUCAGAACCACCUGGGGACGGCAGUCAGGGCAAGGAUGUUGCCCCUACUUCUCUGACUGAGGAAACAGGUCCAAGGGAAGGCCCUGGCCUAAGGUCUUUCAGAGCCAGGACUAGAUCCUGUCCUCUGACCAUCCACUGAAUCCCUUCCACUGAAUGCCCAUGCCUUCCAGGCGUCACCAGCAGCACCCUGCCCGGCAGCAUCUGUGGAGCACCCCCAGGACUGUGCGUGUUCGUUGCCUGUGACUGCAGAUUUGUACUCAGAGCUGGCUGCCCCCUUCCCUUCUCACUCCCACCCCUGCUCCUGGCCUCCACCCCCAGAGGCAGCGGAGGGAGUGCAUGCAGCCAUUUACCUUCCUGCUCAUCACAGCCUCCACCAGUGGCUCUUCAGUGUGUGGCUGAGGCUGGGAGAGAUCUGAAGCGCUCAGCCUCGUCUAGUCCAGCAGGAGAAGAGGUGGCUUCUCCUGGUCUCCCAUCCAUUGGAGGGUUCCUAAGGAGUGACCCCUCUCAAGUCCUCACCUUUGACCUCCAGCCGGCAGUCCACAGACGCCUCCCCCAGCACAUUGAUGGCCUUGCAGGUGUAGACCCCGGAAUCGAAGGGGCUGGGUUUCCGGAUCUCCAGGGUGCAGACACCUUGCUCAGAGAGGGCGCGGUAUUUGGGAUCACCCUGGAUGUCCAUCUUGUUUUUCAUCCAGAUGAUCCUGGGCUGGGGAAGCAAGGUCAGAGGAGAGCUGGGAAGUUUGUGGGCCAGGACGAGGCUCUCGAAGGCCAUCCUCAGCUUAGGGAAAGAUGCCUGGGAAGAUUCUUCAACCCCGGUGCCCCUGCCCAGGCCACAGCAGGGCCCUGCCCCUCACCUUGGGUGACGCUCGGACACUGCAGAAGAGCUGCGUGCUGUAGCCAGGGGUGGAGGUGUGGUCAGCCAGGGGCUGGGUGAACGAGGGGGCUUCUGAGAAGUCUCGCUCAACAAAACUUUUAGGUUUGGCAACAAUAUCUGGUUUGGAGGGAGAAAGUAGGGUGAAUUUGAGGUUACAGGAGGAGACCUCUUAAGACUGACCUCAUCCAUUUUCUUAAGAUCACUACAGCUUACACUUCGGUAUGCCAUUUAAUCUACACAGCAUUCCUUUGCAAGGAUAAAUUUGUCAUCCCCAGUUGACAGAUGGAAAACUUAGACCCUUCAUAGAUGAGGGACUUGCCCAAUAUCACGUAGUGAGUUUGUGGCUUAAGCGAUGGAAGGUCACAUGAUGACUAUGGCUCUCUGAGCAGAGAGCUGGUGGUCUGGAGGAAAAUUAAGGGCGGGAGACAAUCCAUUUCAUCCCUGCCUCCUCCUCUGGAACCCCAUGGCAGGACCCUAGGCUCCUGGGGUCUUUGGGAAGCCAGGCACAGCCAACAUGCCGGAGCUUAGAGGCAGAACGUCUCAAAGAGGCAGAGGAAAGCCGAAACGACAGCUGGGUGAGUCACUGAGGGGAGGAGAGAGGGGGCUGGGCAGCAAAGCCAAACAGAUGAGAUGAUCUUGGCUGAGGGUGGAGACUAAAAACCCAGGGAUUCUACAUUUCAUUUCUGUUUGUCUUUGGAGACUUGACUGGCUUUCUUCUUUUAAAUGAAAAUUUCUUCCUAAUUCUGUGCUGUUCAGGCUAAUGUGUGCUUUCUGCAGCCCGCACAGACUGUACGGGGGAGGGCCUUGGAGCACACAGGGUGACAGGGAGAAAGGGCUUGGAAUUUCACAUUUGACGCAAGAGGGCCAUGUGCCUGUAUAGAGACAGUAAAUACCCUUAUCUCUCUUGUCCAUCUAUGUGGUGUUAUAUUAGGGUCGGGAGUUUGCUUUUAGCAAACUCACCAGUCUACCUAUCCGCACACAUUGCCCUUCACAGUAGCUCCCUUGGGACACUGCACAGGAGACCCAAUGACUGCUAUGAUGUUGGCAGCCAUACAGCAUCUUUAGAACAAGUGCACAGCCUCCCAAGGGGUGCUUCUCAUUUGCAUGGGUUUGCUCUGAUGUGUUUGUUUCAAUCAAUCAACCAUGUCCAUUUCUUUACAGUCACAAGGUGUGAAUGUGUGUGGGGGGGGGUAGCUGUGGAGUGGGUGUGGAGAGGGCAGCAAAAUCUCUGGCAAGUGGGCACCCAUGAGAAGCACAAAGGGAGGGGUGCUGACACACCAAGGAAACGUCAGAGACAGGGAGAAGGGUCAGCAUGGCAAGGCCUAGCUUGGUUUCCAGGCUUGGACCCAGACCCACCUGUCUUCUGGAUGUGGGCGAGCUCCUUGGUGACGGCCGCCGAGGCACUGAGUCCACACCGGUUUUCCGAGAAGACUCGGAAGGAGUAAGAGUUACCCACGAUGAGGUCUGAGAUCGUGCAGGUGGUCGGGUGGUAGCGCUCCAGCACUGUGAACCAUUGCUGCAAGGACCCUGGGCCUGUCAUCCUCACCUCCCCCCUGCCCUACCCCUCCCUGCUCCCCCUGUGGCCUCUUCCUCAGAGGGGCUUGUUCCACGCCCCAGCCCUGGGAGGCUGAAACAUCCAGCUUUGGGUCUGAGGGACUUUAAAUUGGGAGAAGGAACCCCUGGGAGAAUGUGACCUUGCUGGGGUCUUCAGAGAAUUCUAGAACUUUACUGGUCAAAGUGUGGCCCGAGGUCCUGCAAAGUAAGAAUCACCUGAGAACUUCAUAGAAGUUCAGGAUCUCAGUCCCCACCCCAGACCCACUGAAUUAAGAUCUGCAUUUUAGCAAGAUUCCCAGGUAAUUCAUAUGCACAUUACAUUUCCUGAAGCACUGCUCUAGAGCUUGAAGGGCCUCCAAGAGCCACCCUUGCAGUCUUCAGGAGGAAACUGAAACCCAGAGAUGAAAGAGAUUUGCCAAGAGCCACACAGGGAGUCAGGUUAGUGGAAGGCAGACCAGAGCUCUUCAGUCCGUGGACUCUUAGUGGACAGGCCUUCCCAGAUACCUAGGCCACUUCUUCCCCCACAAACCCAACCCCAGUCAGACCUUCCUCCUCCCCUUACUCUGCUCCAGCGGGCCUCACCCCUGUCUUUUUGUCUGCCUUCUGCACCGUGUAGCCCAGGAUCUCAGUGUUGCCUGUGUCCUGGGGUGGUGUCCACUCGAGGGCAGCGUUGCAGCCCCAGACAUCCAGUAGCCUGAUGCUGCUGGGGGAUCCAGGUUUAUCUGUAGGACCCGAGUGUGAGAGAGAGUGAGGGGGAGGGCUGGGCUUGCUGCAAAAUCCCCCCACCCAAGAUCUGGCUCUUACCACUCUCUCUUGGCCUGACCCCAUUGGCCAUCAGUUCUGGGGCAGGAGGAGAGGUCUCUGGGUCCCCAGCAAGUCAGCCCUGCCUCCCCUGGCCCCAUACCGAUCACCAGGAUGUCGAUGGCUGCCUUGGCCUCCAGGCCUUCCAGCUGUACUGUGAGCUCAUAGCAGCCUGAGUCGGAGCGCUGGGCUGAGCGGAUGAAGAGGAUGGAGUCCUGGUCCCCGGUGCGCACACUCACCCGCUGGCUGUCCAGGGCGUGACCGUUGUGGGUCCACGAGGCCUGAGGCUCGGGAUUCCCCUGGGAGGGAGGAGCCCUCAAGGUGAGCGCAGAAGGCACCAGCACCCCCACACCCACUCAGCUCCAGGGAUCCCUGUGCCAGGGGAGCUGUCCGCAUUGGCCCUUCUGAGCAGGGGCAGCAGAGGCUAGAGCCACAGGUGCUGCCUAGAGCCUCAUUCUCCGGAUGUCCAGCCAGCCCCGGGGCCACCUGUCCUGUUCACCGGCUGGAGAAUCACAACUGAGUCAUGUGUACAACAGAGGGAGGAUGAGGCCAUCUUGGUGGGUGAGUCUCAGGCAGACCUCCACGGGGAUCCUGACAUUUCCUGGGCUCCUCUAAUACACCUCACACGGGGGCCCUUAUUUCACCCAAGCUCUUAUCCUGGGCAGGAGGCAUACUCACCUGGAAGGGGAUUUGCAGGUUAAUCAUCUCUCCCACCUGACGGACAUAGGUCUGACGAAGGUGGCGGGGAACGCGGAUCUUGGGGGCCUCUGCAUUAAAGCGAGAGGCUAGGCUUAGCACAGCAGGGGGCUGCUGAUUGGAGGCUUCUGUGGCAGGGGCAGGGGACAACUGGAGAAGGCUGCUGGCUGGGCAGGAGGUCUGAGUGUGCUCUGAGGCUGCCUCCUUGUGGACAGGGCAAAGCUCACUCCCCAGAUCCAGGGACCCAAAUCCUCUGAGGCCCUUGGGGACUUGAGAGCCAGGAGGUUCCAGGAGGGCAGGACCUCCACGGUGUGAACUGGUAGGCAUCCGGGGCACUCCCUUGGUGCCCUGACCCUGCCAGGCUGGGAUUUGCCCUGCUGCUCUGGUAUUCCUGGGCUCCAGAUGGGCCCCAGCUGGCUCCCUGGCUCCCCCUGGUGGGCAGCGUGUGCUGCGCCUGUGGGCCUGCAUUCCCUGGAAGGGUGGCAACACUGCCUUCCCAGUCCCUCUGCCCUUCUGCUUUGAACAGCUCAGGCCUUCAGAGAAGCCCCUGUGAGACCCAUUUGCCCACUGCUCUGUCUCCAAGCCAUAUGGGAGGAUUGGAAUCUUUCCCUUUUUAAAUGAAGCCAGAGCAGACCUACCCCCUUCCUUCUCUCUUACUCCUGCCACUACCUUUCAGUCUGCGGUGGGGGAGUCCUUCCAGACACUUUACUUCAGCCCCAUGCUACGGUAGAGAACCACCUUCCUGACUAUCACCUAAUCAUGUGCAACCACUGAAACGGUCGGGCAUUCCAAGGGAAGCUGCAACAGCCCCUGCCACUAUCCCCCCGGGCGGGAGCAGGGGUGGUGGUAGCUGAGGCUCCUCAGUGGCAAACAGGUGGCAGCAGUCGGUCAGUGGCAUGCAGGGCAGAGAGGGAGGAGACAGAAGGAACACGGUGUCUCUGAGGAUUAGCUGUGCAGGCACUUGGCCCUGGGAGCAUCAGGCGUGGAAUGUUCCAGGGGCAGCUGCAGGGGGCCAGGAAUGCUUGGCAGCUCCAGGUGGCUGAGGAGGGACAGCUGAGCAGCUGAGGACUCUGGACAGGGUCCCCACCCUGCCCUGCCCAUGAGGGGGGCCUGGCUGGCUGCUCCCUGUUUAUUCACAGCCUCCUCCCCUCUUCUCUCCAGGAAAUCCCCUUCUCUCCUGCCAGAGGAAUUUUAAUGGAGUAGAGGGCGCUGAGUCUAGCGGACUCCUCCAGUGUUAGGCCUUGAAGUAGAGGACCCUGGCCCCUGCAGGCUCUCAGAGUCUGAGAUCCCUGGGCCCUCAGGAAAGGUCCAGGAUGCCCACCAACCCCACUCCCCAACAAGGAGGGCUUCCUGGCACUCCCAGGCUAGAAUCGGUGAGUCCAUAUUAAGUUGCCAGGUGGCACCAUGUCUCACCAAGACUCAAAGGAGGGGAAAGGCCUCUGGUUUUGAAAACCACCAGAAAAAGAGUCCCUGCUGCCUGGUAAGACAUGAACUGGCCUGUGUGGGAGUCAGGUUCUGGGACUGCCGCUAAUAGGCUAGGUGACCUCAAGGGAGUCCUGGGUGCCUUUGGACCUGCUUGGCUUGGAUGGACAAGCCGUGACAGUCUACAGUUCUACACUCCCAACCCCCUGGUGCCCACAUCUCUCAGGCCUUAGAGUUGAAAAGUAUUUCCUUGAAUCCAAACUUGACCUCCUUCUGUGGCCAUGAAACCCCCUCUGUCUGGAGGCCUUGUCCAGAAUUAUGGGGUCAAGAUGAGGAGGGGGGAACAAGGAGAAAGGUGGAAAAGGCCUCAGGCCACCUGCUGGCCUAUGUCUCUUGUCACCCUGGGGCUCUGGGCUGUCCCCAGAAACCUUGGAUCAGACCAAAUGACUCACUGCCAUUAACAGACUGAAACCUGAUCGGUCCUGGGAGGGCUUGAGGCUAAUGCACCCUACAAAUAGAAAUCUUAGCAAGGGGACAGCAGCUGGCCUCCCAGGUUCCCAGGGCAGCACUGGCCUCUGGGGAUGGAGAAACCUUCACGGACCUUUUGUAGGGCAUUAAUCUUCUUCCCACUAGGGACGUGGUGCAGCAAGAGGCAAGCAAAGACUCCUAUCUGGAACCCAGGCCAUAUGAAAUGAGCAGAAAAUGAGCUUCCAUGGCCGCUGAAGGAUUUAAGAUUAGGUAGGAAGAAUGAAAUGACUCUAAGCAUUGGGACUCUGAGGCAGGUGACCUGGGGAGCUUGAGCUCUCACUUCUGGAGGUCAGGAAGCUUGGGGGCUGGGCCACUCAGGGAAGUGGCCUCUUUGACCUCUAGAGGCCCCUUGCUGCUGAGGAACCUGGGACUUUCUUAAGGCAGAAUGGCGAUAGCAGGUGGCUUGUGCACGUAAGUGUGGGAUGGGGGGAAAUGACUGUCCUGUUCGCUCUACCCAUUGGCAUCAGUUUCUCCAUCCAUUAGAUAAGGUGCCUGGGAAGGGCUGGGGAGCAGGAUUUACCGAUGAUCCUUUGGAUGUGGACAGGCUGGUCCAGCACAGCCGGUGGGCCAGCCCCUGCAGAGCUCACUGCAGCCACACGUAUGAAGAACUUAUCACCUAGAGCCAGGUUCCGCACGGUCUGCUGGGUCACCAUCAUGGGCCGGGAAUUCACAGGCACCCACUCCAAGGCUGAGAGAAAUGAAGAGAGUGCAAGGCCCUGGCUCCAUGACUGUGGGCACCCUUCUCAGUGGGGUUUCCCUUCUCGCUGAUGAUCUGAGGAAGCUGACCUCCCUUUCUGGGACUUAUUUUCCCUUUGCUUCCCUGACUUCUUGUUGUCAAAUGGCAUCAAAGACACCUGAUGUUAGAACCCUUGAGUGGUGGCCAGAGAUGGGUUUGCCCGGAGCCCAGAGAGGGUUGGACACAUUUGCCAAAUCACACAGCAAGGUAGGGGCAAAGGCAGCCACACGUAUGAAGAACUUGACUGCCAUGGAGGUGGAUAACAGGAUGCUGGCAUGAGGAAUUUGGCCAGAGCUGCCCGUCCCCUAUUUCUCCUCACUCUCUCUUACAACUUACCCUCCCCCUCAGCUUCUUUUGCUCUCCACCUCCUGCUUGCCCUCCCCAAGCAGGGUCCUCUGAGACUUAGCACCUCCUUCGUUCUCACAGAGGAGUGCCCCACUGUCACCUACCCUUUUAUCUCUGUUACUCAGAGGCUUCCUGGAGCUGGAGGACAGGGGGCCUCCUAAGGCCGUUUGGACAUCCUCCUGCUUUCAGAGGUGCAUUUGUGGAGCAAGAAGCUGUGUGUGAGUGGCUUGAGUGGACUGCUUCCUCUCCCUCCUUCUGUAUCUCCCCUUGGACUGACCCAACUGCAGAGUCUGGGGGCUUGUCCCUGCUGCCCUCUAAGCCCACCUCCCCUGGGUGUAUGCAGGGCUUAGCCCAUAGCUCACCUCCCUCUCGGCGGAGUUCCAGAACAUAGCCCUGGAGCCCCAGCUUCCCUAGCCUCUCCGGGGGUUCCCAGCUCACAGUCACCGAGCUGUCACUCACGUCCUCCACAGCCAGCAGCAGCGGGGCACUGGGGACAUCUGAGGGAGAAGCAGGGGGAGAUAAAGAGGUUCGUAGCCAAAAGCUCUCCCCGCGCCACUCUCCGCCAAGGCUGCCUCCCUCCUCCACCUGUCCCGCCUCUUGUCACCUUCACUUGGAGGUGCGGGUUUAGAGGCUGCGGGGGCAGGUGCCUGAGGGGCAGGCUCCUGUGGCUUGGGAGCCUGCUCUUCCCCGGUAGACUUCGGUGCCGCCACUUCUCCAGAGGGCUCUGUGGUGGGCACAUUUGCAGACUCAGAGGCAGUCUCCUCCGGACCACAGGCAAGGGCUUCCCGGGUGGCUUUUCCUCUCAUUGCAAGGAUUGCUGGAGGGUCGGGCUGGAGGGCGCAGGUAGUAGCACUGGAGGGUCUGUGCUUCCAGGGUGCCUGGGACACCCAGGUCCAGGCUUAUAUAGUCAGGGGGCUGCCCCACCCCCAGGCAAAUGAUUCCCAGCUGUGGGGUCAGGUCAGGCAGGGGGACUGGGGGGGUGCGUGGGGAGGCGCUGAAGCCAGGAAUAGCUCUGGCGGAGGACUGCAAGGGUCCCUUGAGGAGUGCACGACCUCGUCCAUCACCCCGACUGGAUCUCAGCAGGCAGGGUUCUGGUGCCCAGAUGGGAGGAGGGUACAGAUCGGUGAGAUGGGACAUUGCCAGGAGCCUGCGCCAGGGGUCAGGGCAAUGGGAACGAGAGCUUCCAUCUGGAGAAUGAACCCAGAUCAGGCUCUGUGUGUUUGGCCUCUGGGGGACCACUUGUGCCCAGGGCUUCUCAGCUUGGGUGCUGGGGUUCCAGACAGCCUGGAAACAGCCUCCUCUUGGGAGCACUCCCAGCUUUGUCCCUGGGGUCCCACACUCCCCUGGUCCUCACAUUCCCUGGGAAUUCUCACUUGUGCUGUAUGAGGUUGAGGGCCUAGAGAGGGAGGGAAUUGGGAUGCCCAAGGUGGGCCUGAUUGGAGGAAGGUCUUCUAGCAAUGGGACCCCAGGAAGGGAGUCUAAGGCCCCUGGUUACCCAGCCUCUCCAAUCCCUGCUCUGGACCUCAGUUUCGCCAUCUGUUACAGAGAACACUAUGACAGUCCCCUAGCCCUUGGGGGUAAAAUCAAGUCAUAAGACAGGUCUGGAAGAGACCUUGGAGGAGGACAGCACUCUGAGACUUGUAUUCUUCGAAGCAGGACAUCUGCAUGCCACGGGGAAAUGAGGCAGGUACAACCAAAUUCCUAGUCAUUGAGUCAUUCAUCCAAUAAAACAGUAAGAUUGGGAAUGAUU
Delphinapterus leucas (beluga whale) is the source of this 12835-nucleotide messenger RNA. RefSeq names its product adenosine A1 receptor (gene ADORA1). Gene Ontology annotation, molecular function: G protein-coupled adenosine receptor activity. Gene Ontology annotation, biological process: G protein-coupled adenosine receptor signaling pathway. Lineage: Eukaryota; Metazoa; Chordata; Mammalia; Artiodactyla; Monodontidae. Gene Ontology annotation, cellular component: dendrite; plasma membrane; synapse. The record is from RefSeq and is a predicted model, not a curated record.